AGCAGACUCGAAUCAGAGAUGCAGCGAGAAAAAAGCAGCAACGCCGGCGCGGCCGAGAAGCCCGACCGGGAGGCCGCCAUAAUGUCCAAAUACUACGAUGGAGUUGAAUUUCCUUUCUGUGACGAGUUUUCCAAAUAUGAAAAAAUGGCAAAAAUAGGACAAGGAACCUUUGGGGAGGUGUUCAAAGCCAAGCACCGGCAGACGGGCAAGAAGGUGGCCCUGAAGAAAGUGUUGCGCUCAGAGGUUUACUCUGGCUCUCUGUUGCAGUUCCCCAUCACGGCGCUCAGAGAGAUCAAGAUCCUGCAGCUGCUGAAACACGAGAACGUGGUCAACCUGAUCGAGAUCUGCAGAACCAAAGCUACACAGUUCAACAGGUACAAAGGCAGCAUCUACCUGGUGUUUGACUUCUGUGAGCAUGACCUGGCCGGACUGCUGAGCAACGCCAAUGUGAAGUUCACCCUCGCCGAGAUCAAGAAGGUCAUGCAGAUGCUGCUCAACGGCUUGUACUACAUCCACAGAAACAAGAUCCUCCACAGAGACAUGAAGGCAGCCAACGUGCUCAUCACCAGAGACGGCGUCCUGAAGCUGGCCGACUUCGGUCUGGCCCGAGCUUUCAGUCUGGCUAAGAACAGCCAAGGGAACCGCUACACCAACCGCGUGGUGACGCUGUGGUACCGGCCUCCAGAGCUGCUGCUGGGUGAGCGAGACUACGGCCCCCCCAUUGACCUGUGGGGGGCCGGCUGCAUCAUGGCAGAAAUGUGGACCAGAAGUCCCAUAAUGCAAGGCAACACUGAGCAGCAUCAACUGACUCUCAUCAGCCAGCUGUGUGGCUCCAUCACCGCUGAGGUGUGGCCUGGCGUGGAUAAGAAGUACGAGCUGUACCAGAAGAUGGAGCUGCCGAAAGGCCAGAAGAGGAAGGUGAAGGACCGCCUCAAAGCUUACGUCAAGGACCCGUACGCCCUGGACCUGAUCGACAAGCUGCUGGUCCUGGACCCGGCUCAGCGCAUCGACAGCGACGACGCGCUCAACCACGAUUUCUUCUGGUCCGACCCGAUGCCGUCGGACCUGAAGAACAUGCUCUCCACCCACAACACCUCCAUGUUUGAAUAUCUGGCCCCACCCAGACGGAGAGGCCACAUGCCACAGCAGCAGCCCAAUCAGAACAGAAACCCAGCCACCACCAGCCAGACGGAGUUUGAUCGAGUGUUUUAGGGCAAAGUUCUGGACCGGUUGACCAGGACUUCAUUCAAGUGAUGCAGCGCCCUCUGCUGGCCACGUUCCUGUUCCACGGCUCCGUCUCCUGGGCAUGAGGAGACGGAGGUUUUAGUUUGGGCUCGUUUGAGAGGUUCUGUCUGUUUUCUUUCACACUUAAUUAUCAUUCUUUAGUUUGAGAACCUCUGUAAAGGCAGAGCAGUAUUUGAGGUUUUUAUUUAAGUUAAAGGAAGAAACUUUUAUUUAAACCAUUUUACACACGUCCUACAUCCAUGGCCAAAUGUAACAUAUCCAAAAUAAAAAAGUUAUUACUCAAAUUUUCAAUUUUGUGUGAAGUGAAAUACAGAAAAUGUAGCUUCCUGUGAGCUGGUGUUCCUGUGCAACAGGAAGUCAUGGGACCGAGCAACCAGAGCGUGGUCCUCCAGACUGGAUUCACAGGUCUGGUGAUCCAUGAAGAGGCACCGCCACCACCCACAGUUAUAAAUGUUAUGUAACGCUAUGCCGAUGACACCCAACUGAUCUUCUCGUUUCCACCGUCUGAAACACAGGUGGCAGAAUCUCUGCCUGUCUGACUGACAUCUCUCAGUGGAGGUCUGCUCACCACCUGAAGAUCAACCCUGACAAGACCGAGCUACUAUUCCUUCAUGGGAAAGGCUCCCCCACCCAUGACCUGACUACCACCUUCACCAGCUCUGAGUUGGCCCCGCCCCCGACUGCCAGGAACCUCGGGGUGACACUAGAGCAGCGGUCGCCAACCCGUCGAUCGCGCUCGACCGGUCGAUCUCGGACACGUUCCCUGUCGAUCUCCAAAAUAAAAUCACAAACACAUUGUU
Molecule: messenger RNA, 2045 nt
Organism: Pseudoliparis swirei
Lineage: Eukaryota; Metazoa; Chordata; Actinopteri; Perciformes; Liparidae
Gene: cdk9
Product: cyclin-dependent kinase 9 (CDC2-related kinase)
Exons: 8
Coding region: 19-1212 (397 amino acids)
Biological process (GO): protein phosphorylation
Cellular component (GO): nucleus
Molecular function (GO): cyclin-dependent protein serine/threonine kinase activity; ATP binding
Source: RefSeq, a predicted model, not a curated record